Molecule: messenger RNA, 3615 nt
Organism: Colletotrichum abscissum
Lineage: Eukaryota; Fungi; Ascomycota; Sordariomycetes; Glomerellales; Glomerellaceae
Product: ABC transporter
Exons: 5
Coding region: 1-3615 (1204 amino acids)
Biological process (GO): transmembrane transport
Cellular component (GO): membrane
Molecular function (GO): ATP hydrolysis activity; ATP binding; ABC-type transporter activity
Source: RefSeq, a predicted model, not a curated record
AUGGCGUCCCUCGAAGAGCUUCUCGAUAGCCUCCACUACCUCUAUCCGGCAUUGGCCUUCACCUAUUUUGCAAUUGCUUCUGCUGUUGCUGUGUGCACUCUUCAGACUUUGCGGGCAGCCAAUAACCCAGGCAAAGAGUUCAUCCCUCGGUCAUGGAUCCUCAACCUUAUCGUUGCCUUUGUCCUUACCUACGUCGCCCAGAUUGCCGUCAUUGCCAUUCAGUCCAUCAUCCUUCAAGAAUGGAUUGGUCAGGAGCAUGAGGUUAUUGGCUUGCUGUCCUGCAUUCUUGUCUUUGGUACUCAAUUGGCCUUCCUUUCCGACACAGAACACCCUGUGUGGACACCGUACUGGGGCUCGUGGCUCAUUUCCUUGGUUUUCGAGCCCAUGAUUGGAGUGCCAGAUCUCAUUAUCAGACGCUCCAGCACUUUCGAGCACUGCCGCAUCGCUCACCUUGUCUUUGCUGGUCUCCGUUACUAUCUACUUCUUACCAUUGUCUCCAUCUACGUUGUUCAGCGUAUCCGAGCUAGCCAGGAAGAAGCGACAGACGAAGAACGGCAGUCUCUUCUCGGCCAAGAUGACCCAAAGUCGCGAUUGAGCAGCUCAGGAAACGGGAGCCAGGGCUCUACUUCUACGUACGGAACGACAAGUGAUCCGCCAGAGUCGUACUGGGCAGAACGCCAGCGAAAGGCACAGGAGGAGAUGGAGAAGCGCCUUCAGGAAGAGGGUAACUGGCUAACGUACAUUAAGGGCUUCGGCAUUUUGUUCCCCUAUAUCUGGCCUGUCGGACAGAAAUCCCUGCAAUUACGCCUUUUCCUUGUUGGACUCUGUCUGCUCGCCGGGAACGCUCUCAACCUCUUGAUCCCGCGUCAAUUCGGUAUCAUCGUCGAUGAGCUCAAAGACAAGAACUUCAGCAGCGCCUGGUACGGAGUUGCGAUCUACGGUCUGCUCAGAAUCGCUGCUUCUGACGCUGGUAUUGAGUUUCUGCGAGAAUGGCUCUACCUGCCUCUUGAGGUAUACGCCGAUGGGGCUCUGAGCACAGCAGCUUACCGACACAUUUUGAACCUCUCAGCCGACUUCCACGAUUCGAAGAGCACAUCUGACAUCAGCCUGGCCAUGUAUGGCGGGUCAAGUGUCUCCGAUCUCCUGGAGUCUAUCUGUUUUCAAGCUCUUCCCAUGCUGAUCGACCUGGUUGUUGCCAUUGUUUACCUCUCGGUUAUCUUGGGGCCUUAUGAAGGUCUCAUCACCCUGGCGACCAGCACACUUUUCUUGUUCAUCGCUACGAAGAUGAUUGCUGUGAUGAAGGAACGCAGACGGGCUCACGUGAACGCCCAGUACGCCGAGCACUACGUACGCCAGACUGGAAUCACGGGUUGGCAUACGGUCGCAUCCUUCAAUCAGACGACAUAUGAAGAUGUGCGCUACUCUAACGCAAUCCACACCCGCAUCAACUGGACUAAGCGUGUACGUCUCGGGUGGUUUACUGCGCAAGCAUUCCAGUCUUUGGUUCUUCUCUGUGGUCUGUUGGCCGGCGCGAUUCUGGCUGUGUACAGGAUCAAAAAUAGCAAGGCCACCCCUGGUGACUUGACAAUGCUCCUGAUGUACUGGGCUCAACUCACGUCCCCACUGCGGUUCAUGGCCAGCCUCGGGAAGAAGAUUGGAAGCGAUUUGAUUGAUGCCGAGCGACUGUUGGACAUCAUGAAGAAGGAGCCAACAAUCGUGAACAAGAAGGGGGCCCGUCCCCUGAAGCUUAUUGGUGGCAACGUCGAUUUCAACGAUGUGAGCUUCACCUAUGAUUCCAAGAAGAAGAUCAUCAACAGCAUCUCUCUUUCUGUUCCCGGCGGCCAGACGGUGGCCUUUGUUGGUGCUACUGGUGCCGGCAAGUCCACCAUGUUGAAGCUACUCAACCGUUUCUACGACGCCAGCGAGGGAUCCAUCUUGAUUGAUGGGCAGGAUGUGCGUGACGUUGACUUGCACAGCCUCCGUGACCGCAUUGGCUUGGUGCCCCAGAAUCCUGUGCUCUUCGACGACACGAUCAUUAGCAACAUUCGGUAUGCGAGAAUCACCGCUUCUGACGAUGAGGUCUUUGAAGCUUGCAAGGCUGCUUGCAUUCAUGAUAAGAUCAUGACUUUCACCGAUGCAUACAACACGCGAGUUGGUGAGAGGGGAAUCAAACUUUCCGGCGGCGAGCUGCAGCGUGUUGCUAUUGCCCGGGCAAUUCUCAAGCAGCCCGAGAUCGUGCUUCUGGACGAAGCGACAAGUUCAGUGGACACCGACACAGAGCAGAAGAUCCAGCAGUCAUUCAUGCAGCUCUGCAAGGGACGAACCACAUUCAUUGUCGCUCAUCGACUUUCAACCAUUAUGAACGCCGAUCGCAUUGUUGUCAUCGAGGACGGUGAGGUUGUCGAGCAGGGCAAUCAUGCCGACCUCGUUACCGCUCAGGGAAGGUACGCAGACCUAUGGUCUAAGCAAACCUUCCUGAAGCCCAAGGAUGACGAUUCCGCCAUCAACAAGAAGUCGUCUGCAAGUGACACCGACGAGUCCACGCUCGAUGGCACAUCGGAGAUAGAUGCUUCUGCGUCUGAGGACACCCACACGACACCGACUCAGGCGAGCAAGGGAAACGAGGCUGUUCAGACUCCCGGUAAUCACAAGAAAGAGGGAUCUCGAUUGAACCCCGUUGCACCCGAAUUUACGCCCAAGUCGACCCCCAUCACCAAAAUUUCUUUUCCAUCCCCCACUCGCCAGCCCAUCACAAAUUCCACGAGGCCACAUGUCUCGCCCAUUCGACAGACUCCCAAGCGGGUUUUGAAUUGGGCGAGCGCGACUUCUUCGGAUGACGAUUCCUCCCCACGAUCCACCGUUGACACCACGACCAUUUCUGCCGGCAGCCGCGCUCAAGUAAGCUUUCUUUCUGGUAAGCUUCCCUUCAUGGUGUAUGAUAGCUCCGAGGAAAAGAUUUCUGACCGCGGUAUGGCGUUAGGUGCUCGACACGACAGUAGGGUACAAGACUCUGACAACGACUCGGUGGACACUGUCAUCAAGCUUGAGCCUCCCCUAUUCAGAACCCCUCACCCUACUGCCCGUCGCUACAACGCCAUGAGCGAUUCCAAUGGACAAGCUUGUGGCGAUACUGAUGCGAUGGACCAAAGUGGCGAUGAUGCUGAUGGAGUCAUUGCUGUAAGAUCCUCACAGCCAUCCAUAGCCGAGCGAGAAACUAAUCGGCUGCAGGAGGUACGCCAUGUAUCUGCACCGGUCUUGAAGUUGAAGACCGUCACACCGGGCCAGGAGACUCGUGCUUCCCCAAUGACCAUCAUCGUAUCCAAAGACUUGAUCAACGACAAGCUGCCGACACCCGGCUUGACUAGCAAUCCUGUCUGUCGCCACAAGGAGAAUGUGCCUGAGGGAUCUCACGGUCCGGUUGCAAUCAAAUCAACGACGUCAUCUUCUCCUCUCAAGGAGGUCAUGCAGUCUAACUCAGCUGCAUCCUCGCUCGCUCGAGAUUCUCAGCAGCCCAACAACAAUCGUGGUCAGAGAAAGCGACACAACCGAGGCGGAGGCCGUGGGCGUGGUCGCCAUGGCCAUGCGAAACCCCCCGAUCAUAGCGCUCAUCAUUAG